CUGUUGCUGCCAGUGGGGCAGAGGGAGAUAUAUGGGAGCUCCCCGUGGCCCCCUUCCAAGUUCAUCUUCAACCAUGGGGAAGUCCUUCCCCAUCUCAAGCACCUGCCCCUCUCAACUUCUUGGUCUGAAGGCUCCCUCCCACACCACAGGAGUUCCUUGCAUCUAGAGGAGGCAUAAUCCAGGGGCUGUUUACCCGUCUCUUUGUUUUUCAUUGGGACAAAUCCUGAGGUGUGUUCCACAAGAUGUCUUAGCAGCGUUGAUCCCCAGUUGCCCAGAGUAGUAAUCCACACAUUAACUCUCCCUUUAUCAGCUUUUCCCUUCCUGAUUUCACUUCCCCACUCCCCCUUGUGAGCUCCUUGGGACCACUAUCUGCAUUCAAGUCCUUGUCUUAAGGCCUUCUUAGGGGGAAUGCCAGAAUAAGACAGCCUCAUCUGUUUUUGGUGACUAAUUUUUAUGGCAUUUCCCUCAGGUGAUGUGUGCGAGGAAGAGGGGUGGUCCAACAUCUAGGCAAUCCUUGCUCUGGAGGGAUUCUGCACCUCUCCCUUUCUUCCUACUUUUUCUUCCUCCUUCCUCCUGAAUCGUCUCCAGCAUCACAUAAAAUGCAAGAUAAACAUUAUAUUUUAUAAUUUUAAAGGUGCUAUCUCAUUCGUGGAACUCCAUCAGUGGCGAGAGAUAUUGAUGAUAAAUCCAACGAUGGCCAUGAAUCCUUUACUGACGGCACCAGGGCAGCAGAGGAUGCCACUGGUUCCUUCAUCAUUUGAACCUCCAACGGUGGAUCGAGAUUUAUUGUCUUCCACUGUAGCUCCUGCUGACCCAAGACAGUUUUGUGUUCCUUCCCAAUUUGGAUCCUCUGUUCUACCAAAUGCAAAUAUACCGAACGUGCUAUCCAAUCAUGUCUACUCAGGUUGGGGCAUUUUACCACCUGAAUCCAUAAAGGCAAUGGCAAGAAGGAAUGAAAUGAUUCAAAGGCAGCAUACUGCCAGGAUGGAAAUGGAAAUGCAUGCAUUUUACCAGCAAAGGAGAAUAGAAAAAGUGAAUCCCAAGGGACUAGCAGGACCAGGGAUACCAUUCCUCUAUAGCUCCAGCAUCCCUCCUGGCCCAGCCAACUACCAUGGCAGGAGCAUGCUCCCUGCCAGUGACCUGCAUUUUCACAGAAGCACCCUGAGAAACCUUCAGGGAACCCCCACGCUAGUGGCAGCUGGUCCACAUUUUCUAGAGAGCUGGGGUCAGAAAUGUCGUCGUCUCAGGAGAGGUGCUGGGAAUCAGAAAGUUCUAGACAGUGAUAUUGAGAGCUCUAAAAGUCAAGGAGAAGAAAAAAUCUUAGGCCAGACUCAUGUGAUUCCCUACGAAGAGGAUGAAUUUGCAAAAGAACCAGAAACCGAAGCUCUCAACAAUCAGAAGUCAAGGGAAACCAAUGAAAAGCCAGCUCUUGGCAACACCUGUGGGGAGCUCGAGCCCACCCAUAAAAAACCUUGGGGAGCUCAUGGUGCUCCCCUAGAAGCAAAGGCCUGGGAUGGUGCAAAGGAGAAGACUUCAGAGCAAGGCUUUGUAGCCUGUGGUGAAAAGAAUGGGGUUUGUCCCCCACUUCCUCGACCAUCUCUGCCAGGAGCGCACCCACUGGUUACAAUUGGGGAAAAUCUGUCUUUGGAUGAAGAUAUUCAGAAAUGGACCGUGAAUGACGUGCACAACUUCAUUAGGGGCCUUCCAGGUUGUUCAGAUUAUGCUCAGGUAUUUAAAGAUCAUGCCAUUGAUGGAGAAACCUUGCCAUUACUCACCGAGGAGCAUCUUCGCAGCACUCUGGGAUUAAAGCUAGGGCCGGCACUCAAGAUUCAGUCACAGGUAUCUCAGCAAGUGGAAAGUAUGUUGUAUAAGAAAAGCCUUCUACUUCCUACCCAUACAAAACAACCAUUUGAGCAACCAGCAGAUACGUCCCCUCUUUUGGAUUUUAAUUCCUGGGGUGAUACAUUGGAUGUUCCUUGUUCCCAGGAUAUAACAAUUCCUAAAUGAAGCGAACAAGAUAGCGUGAGAAAUUAAAACCCUCAAGGAGCAAGAACAGUCUUUAUCAGUUUUCCAAAGAGUCCAGGACAUUCUGAAGGGCGUGUGAGGGUUUCCCAAGAUGAGAUGGAAGCUGGGAAGAAGAGAAAGCCAGCCCUCCUGGAGCCCUUAAGGAGGCCUUGCCCGAGAGCCUUCCUAAUGUGACUUCAGCCCAAAGUGGCUGCAGGUGUAUCCUUGGAAGCAAAUGCUGAAUGAAGGAGAGCAUUUGCAAACACCAAAAAAGCUACAGUUGGGUGAUUCCAUGAGGAAAUCUCCGAAGAAGCCAAAAGAACCAAUACUGAAAAAAAAAAAAAAAAAAAAAGAGUUCCUUAUCUCCCUUCACUCAUUUCCCAUCCCCCAAACCAGAAAGAGACCAAGGCAAUCCCGUGGAGUUGAAAGAUGUAGAAGAAAAAGUGGCAAAGUACAAAAAUGAGAAAGAGAAGCUGACCACAAGGCCUCCACUUUUUCUCACUUCAGGCUUCCAGGCUGAAGAAGGACCAAGCCAGGGAAGAACAGAAGGCUUAACCUUUCAGUUCAGAGAGACUGUUAUUCAGCAUUUUCUUUCUGACAUGAAAUUGUCAUGACUCAAAAUAACUCCUAAUUAUCUGAGACCGAGAUGAAAAGUAACAGUACCCACCUCAGAUUUCCCACAAAGCGUGGGGAUAGAGUUAUCUCUGCAAAGCAGGUCUGAAUUGGCUGGAGGGAGGGGAGAAGAUGAAGGUGACUUUCUGCUUGUCCCCGUGGAGUCCCUCUCAACUUUACACUUAACAGAAAGCCUCUGAAAAGAUACACAAGAAAAGGCUAGGAGUUUGCUCAAGGAAGGGACUGGCAACAGGGGCAUGAGGGAAACUUAGCACAUACCCUCCUGUACAUUUUAUUUUAUUUUAUUUUUAAUUUUUUUUCA
This is a messenger RNA of Herpailurus yagouaroundi (jaguarundi), 2938 nucleotides long. It is a transcript of the gene SAMD7, whose product is annotated as sterile alpha motif domain containing 7. Lineage: Eukaryota; Metazoa; Chordata; Mammalia; Carnivora; Felidae. Gene Ontology annotation, biological process: negative regulation of DNA-templated transcription. The record is from RefSeq and is a predicted model, not a curated record. Gene Ontology annotation, cellular component: nucleus. The transcript has 9 exons. The coding region runs from base 679 to 2007 and encodes 442 amino acids. Gene Ontology annotation, molecular function: histone binding; chromatin binding.